Molecule: messenger RNA, 1374 nt
Organism: Pristis pectinata (smalltooth sawfish)
Lineage: Eukaryota; Metazoa; Chordata; Chondrichthyes; Rhinopristiformes; Pristidae
Gene: c16h20orf96
Product: chromosome 16 C20orf96 homolog
Exons: 11
Coding region: 84-1229 (381 amino acids)
Source: RefSeq, a predicted model, not a curated record
GCUGAGCAUGCGCAGUGGCCGGGCCGCUGGGAGGCGUCUCCCGGGUGCGGAGCGGCGGCUGGGGGCCGGACCUUUGAAAGGUGAUGGCGGCAAUCACAGACUGCAGUAUUGUGAAGUCCUUAGAAAAGGAAUUUGAUACGAUAGAUUAUAGUCGGUGGGAGAGGACAGACAGGCAUAGAGUAAAACACAGUGAGCAAACUCCUUCACUUCCACCUAUCAAGUGGUUACCAGAAGCGCUAGGAAAUCGCUGGAAGUUUGUGAAGGAGGACAAGGCAAAAACAACAGCACGUCAUGCAACCCAAGAGCAAAAAAAGUCAGAAGCUCGGCUAUGUGCAGAGAAGUUUUGUUCCAAGAAAUGCAAUCAUCCCUGGCACAAAAGAAAAGUUUUAAGGGCAGAUGAUGCCUGCUACAUGGAAAUGAAGGAAAAAAUCAAUAUACUUAAGUACUUAAUAACAACAAAGAAGAAACAGAUGGAUGAGUACAAGAAAUAUAGCAAGAACCUCCUGGAUAUUAACAUGAAGCUGUCGGAGGAAUUGAAAGAGUUGGAUGAAAACACCAUGAAGGAAUCAAGAGCCCUGCUGAUUCAGUACGGCAAGUUUAGGAAAGGAAUUUCCGGUGUAGGUGAAUGGAAACGACAGGAGAUUGAAGCAGCAAAAGCUGACCUCAAAGACACUGAAAAAACAGUGAAACAAAAAUCUGAAGAGUUGUAUCGUCAAGUGGAAGAAGUUAACACAAGGGUUCGGAAUGCACAGUCAGAACUUCAUAUGUUGAAGGAAUUUAGAGACAAGGAGCUCCCUACGUUUGCAUUAAAGAUUACACAGCUGGAGAAAGAGAUCAAACAGCUCACACAAGAGCACCAGGAUGAAUUGGCUGAUGUGGAGGCGGUUACACUGGAACAAAGGAAAAGAAUGGAAAAUACAUUGAAAGAGAAGGAGCAGGAAGUAUUUCAGAAGAUCGCUAAGGAACAAAUCCAUUUCAUGUCCCCGGGAUUUCAGGAGCUAAUACUUCACAAUACAAUGAUGAAGAAGGAAAUAGAGAUUCACAUAGAGCUGAACAAAAAUAUGGAAAGGAAUAACUUGGACUUGCAGCGAAAUAUAUUGCACCUACUGAAAUCAAAGAAGGACUGCAGAGAGGAAAUCUUCACAGAUGUUUUCAAAAGACAGUCAAAGUGCACACCAGACAUGGAAGUUGUGUUGGAUAUCCCAAGAGAAGAGUGUCUUCCCAUUUAACACCAGAUCCUCGUGCUUUGAUGGGAAAUGGCUGGGAUGGAUGCAGCCUUUUUGUUUACUCACAUGUUAUAAAAUGAAGCUCUGUUAAUAAACAUCAUCUAGACUUACAAAAAGUACGGAGAUUUCCGAUAAAGGCUAAGCAACA